GCCCGAGCGUCUGCGCGGCUGCAGCUGCUCUCACCCGGGCCGGACGGAGCGGGCAGCGGGCACCAUGGAGCCCCCCUCGGCCUCUCCCCGAGCAGGGCGCGGCCCCUGGCAGGAGCUCCUGCUGGCAGUCUCACUCUUAAUCUCCUGGAAUCCGCCCACCACUGCCCAAGUCACUGUGGAGUCCAUGCCUCCCAAUGCUGCUGAAGGAAAGGACGCUCUUCUGCGGGUCCUCAAUAUGCCUGGAGAUACAGCAGGCCUUGCCUGGUUCAAGGGGGAAACUGUAUUGCCGACCCAUAAAAUUCUAUUAUAUGUAAUAGACACCAAAGUCACUACCCCGGGGCCUGCAUACAGUGGCAGAGAGACUAUAUACCCCAAUGGAUCCUUGCUGUUCCAGAACAUCACCCUGAACAACACUGGAUCCUACAUCCUACAAAUCAUAAACAGAAAAUUUGAAACUGCACUAGUACCUGGACAGCUCCGAGUAUUCCAGCCAGUGUCCCAACCCCUUCUCACUGCCAGCAGCACCACAGUCACAGAAGAUGACUCUGUGGUCCUGACCUGCUCCUCAAGUAACACCAGGAUCUCUAUCCAGUGGUUCCUCAAUGACCACAUUCUAAUGCUCACGGAUAGGAUGAAGCUGUCCCAGGACAACAGCACCCUCACCAUAGAUCCUGUCAGGAAGGAGGAUGCCGGGAAAUAUGAGUGUGAGGUCUCCAAUCCGGUCAGUUUCCGCAAAAGUGACGCUGUCAGGCUGGAUGUGGAAGAGCCAGUGGACCAGCCCUCUCUCCAGGCCAGAAAUGCCAUAGACAUAGAACAUAAUGCCAAUGCUAUAGAACAGGAAGACUCUGUGGUCCUGAUAUGCUCCACAAAUAACACUGGUUCCAUCCAGUGGUUCUUCAAUGGGCAGAAUCUAAAGCUCAUAGAGUUGAUGGAGCUGUCCCGGGUGAACAGCACCCUGACCAUAAGCCCUGUCAGGAGGGAGGAUGCUGGGAAUUACCAGUAUGAGCUGGUUAGUUCCAGCUAAAGUGAUCCCCUCAGUCUGGAUCUUAAGGCUAAAAGAAACAGCACAGGCCUCCCUUUGGGGUCCAUCAUUGGCAUUGCACUCGGGGUUCUGCUCGGACUAGCACUCGUGGCUGCCCCAGGGUGUCUCCUGCUCCGCACAAGGAGUGGAAGGGUCAGUGCCUGUCGUGAUCUCAAAGAUCUCCGGAUCCCAGCAUCCACCCCCGGCCAUGGUCCAGCCAGCAGGUGCACAUACCCGGACUCCCUGCCCAGCUCCACAGCAGCAGUUCCAAUCUACCAGGAAUUACAACACCCUGACAAAAACAUUUACUGCCAGAUCAACCACAAAGCAGAAGUGGCUUCCUAA
Messenger RNA from Nyctereutes procyonoides (raccoon dog), 1366 nucleotides. RefSeq names its product carcinoembryonic antigen-related cell adhesion molecule 4-like. Gene Ontology annotation, cellular component: cell surface; plasma membrane. The record is from RefSeq and is a predicted model, not a curated record. Gene Ontology annotation, biological process: regulation of immune system process; signal transduction. Gene Ontology annotation, molecular function: protein tyrosine kinase binding. NCBI's taxonomy places the organism in Eukaryota, Metazoa, Chordata, Mammalia, Carnivora, Canidae.